Molecule: messenger RNA, 3752 nt
Organism: Microplitis mediator
Lineage: Eukaryota; Metazoa; Arthropoda; Insecta; Hymenoptera; Braconidae
Gene: eRF3
Product: eukaryotic peptide chain release factor GTP-binding subunit ERF3A
Exons: 6
Coding region: 224-2119 (631 amino acids)
Biological process (GO): translation
Cellular component (GO): translation release factor complex
Molecular function (GO): GTPase activity; GTP binding; translation release factor activity
Source: RefSeq, a predicted model, not a curated record
GAGCAGCAGGAGCGAAAAACCAGACCACGGGGACUGCACGCGGACGAGUUUGCCAUACGCGUGUGCUGUGCGCGCAUAUACUCGUUGAAAUAAUUAUUUUUUUAAUAGUAAUAAAUAAUACAGUAACUGGUGUGUGUUAAUUGAUAAAAGAACUCGUGUACGGUCGUUCCUCAUAUUUUAUUUAGCUAAGUUAGAUAGUGGGUGUGCCGAAAGAUUGAUAAAUAUGGCGAACAGCGUAGCACCGGACUCGUGGGAACAGCAGGCGGACAGCGCUGACACUACCGCCGACAAUACAUUUAUCGAGGGAAAAUUUUCUACUCUUAAUGUCAAUGCAGCUGAAUUUGUGCCUUCCUUUUGCAUAAACUCGUUGCCCCAAAGCAAUCCCACCAGCAACACGACAACUACCAAUCCCAGUGAAUCAGUAAACCCGGAUAACACCGUGGCAACACCUGAAGCUGCCACGAGUAGUGCUGACACGCCAGUUGACGAAUCCAACAGUACCUCCGAUUCGGAUGUUGCCACAAGCACUUUUGUGCCGCCAGAAACUCAUCAUGCUCCACCUGUACCAGCUCUUCCACCGGAUCCUGUGGGCAACCGAGCCGAGGAACCUCCUGCUGGAGGAGGAGCGCCGCCACCUCCGAGUGUUACUGACCCAGAGGCAAGCAACAGUAGUCCGGAACAUCAACCAGCUGAUUCCUGGGAAGAAGCAGCUGUUGAUAAUGAUCCUCUAUUAACACCUGAAAAUGAAGAGGCGGAUAUCGAAGAAGACGAAGAAACGAUUGUCAAGGUCACGAAAAAGAAACCAGUUAAAGUUGCUGAGGACACGAAAAGCAAAAAGGAGCACGUAAAUGUUGUUUUUAUUGGCCACGUUGAUGCUGGUAAAUCAACAAUCGGUGGUCAAAUAAUGGCACUUACGGGCAUGGUUGACAAGAGAACACUCGAAAAAUAUGAAAGAGAAGCUAAAGAACGUAGCAGAGAAACGUGGUACCUCAGUUGGGCGUUGGAUACCAAUCAAGAAGAACGUGAGAAGGGUAAAACGGUGGAGGUUGGCCGAGCGUACUUUGAAACCGAACGAAAACACUUUACAAUAUUAGACGCACCAGGUCACAAAAGUUUUGUGCCAAACAUGAUCGGUGGUGCGGCUCAAGCGGAUCUUGCUGUGCUCGUUAUAUCAGCGCGAAAAGGGGAAUUUGAGACUGGAUUUGACCGAGGCGGACAGACGAGAGAGCACGCUAUGCUCGCUAAAACAGCAGGCGUUAAGCAUCUCGUAGUUCUAGUUAAUAAAAUGGAUGACCCGACUGUAGAGUGGGACGAGGGAAGAUACAACGAGUGCAGAGACAAAAUCCUUCCAUACCUCAAAAAACUAGGAUUCAACCCAGCGAAAGACCUCACAUUUAUGCCAGUGUCAGGUCAAUUGGGAAUCGGUUUGAAAGACCCGAUACCUGAGAGUCUGUGCAAUUGGUACGUCGGGCCGCCUUUCAUACCCUUCAUUGACUCGCUGCCAUCGCUCAAUCGUAAAAGCAACGGACCAUUUAUCAUGCCUAUUGUUGACAAGUACAAGGACAUGGGUACGGUGGUGAUGGGGAAGGUCGAGGCGGGUGAAGCUAGAAAAGGUCAGGCCUUAUUAGUUAUGCCAAACAGGACGGCAGUUAUUGUCGACCAGCUCUGGUCAGACGACGAGGAAGUUACGUCUGUUGGUCCCGGUGAAAAUGUUAAAAUAAAACUAAAGGGUAUUGAGGAGGAAGACGUCAGUCCGGGAUUUGUACUGUGCGAUGGUAAUAAUCCAAUAACUACUGGUAAAGUGUUCGAUGCUCAAGUAGUGAUAUUGGAGCACAAGAGUAUCAUUUGCGCGGGUUACAGCGCGGUAAUGCAUAUUCAUUGCGCCGCUGAAGAGGUCACGGUUAAAACGCUGCUUUGUCUUGUCGACAAAAAGAGCGGGGAUAAAAGUAAAACGAGACCUAGGUUUGUUAAGCAAGACCAGGUUGCUAUUAUGAGAAUAGAGUGUGCUGGAGUUAUUUGCCUUGAAAAAUUUAAACUCUUUCCCCAAAUGGGACGAUUCACCCUCAGAGACGAAAAUAAAACCAUUGCCAUCGGCAAAGUGCUAAAGGUAGUCGAGUAAAUUUGCUCAACGUCAUCGAUCGUUAGUGCCGGUCGAAGGCAAUAGCGGAAAUGUACACGCAACGACGCAGCGAGCCGCGUACAAGAUGAUACGCGAGAUAAAUAACAAUAUUACUACUAAAACGGGAAGAAAAAGAAAAUAAUAAGAUUAUAUUAAUAAAUAAUAAUAAAUAUAUGAAAGAUGAAAAUGAUAAAGUUGAUGAUGAUGAUAAUUGAGACGAAGAAGAGUAAAAAGAAGAAGAAGAAAAUAAUAAUUUAGUAAUAAUAAAAAAAAAAAACUAAAUCCGGAAUCCAAUUGAUCAGUUGGUCCGAUUUUAAAAUAAUCCGGCAACGUGAUACCGGCCUCUUAAUCCCAGGCACUUUUUUUACACUUAUUUUACAUAACAAACAAUCAUAUAAUUCGUAAACAUGCCGGUCUUCAUUUUCAUUUCAUCAAUUACUUUUUUUUUUGUUCUAUUUCUUUUAUUUUAACUUCAGUUUAUUUUCAUUUUAAAACGAUUGUGGAUGAGUAGAAUGCGAAUUGCUCGUGGAUACGCACCUGGCUCUUUAAUUUAGAUCACAAGUACGAUUUAAUAAUAAUAAUAAUAAAAAAAAUAAGUAAAUAAAUAAAUAAUAAAAAAUAUAAAAAAUUGAACAAGUGUACACGUCUUGUUUCAAGUAACUUACGAUGGACAACGAGGGUCAUUGGCCUCUGCCGCGACGCUAGGUAGUCAUUUUAACUUUUUUUUCCUUCUCUCGCUCUUCGUUCAUCACUCCUGUGUCGCGGUCUCACGCGAUCCUCGUGUAAGCACACGCACUUGUGACGUAAAAAACUAAAUAAAAAAAAAAAUUUAAGUAUAAUUUUAAAAAUAUGCACACUGACAAUUAAUGAAUUCAAUACGUAAAAAAAAAAGCCACGUGCGUUUAUCCGCGAUUAAUGUCUGUAUGUACACAAAUGCAUAUAGUUAUGUAUAUAUUAUCUAUAUUGAUACACGUAUAUACAUAAUAUUAUUAAUUACUGUUACACGGCUAUUAUAUCCAUCAUUAAUGUUUGUAAUAGUUGCGAGUGAGUUAAUGUUUUAAAAAGGAAAAGGUUUGAAUAAUAAACUUUACCAUUAUUAUUAUUAUUAUUAUUAUUUUAUAAUUAUCAAUUAUACAUCAUUGGAGCUAAGAAAAACAAAUUAUGUAAACAGAUAUUGUAAGAUUAUUACAAAUAGAAAUUAUUGUUUUCUUUUUCUUUGUUUUAAGUAAAUUUUUUUUUUUUUUUUUUUUUUUUAUUUAAAUUUUUCAUAGCAAAAAUUAACAUUCGCGCGAUUGCGAUUUAAAUAGAGUAAAUAAUAUUUAACGGAUGUGGAAGGAGGAGAGAGUAAAUAAUGAGGAUGAAAAAUUAUUAUUAUUAUUAUUAUUAUUACUAUUAUCAAUAUUAUUAUUAUUGAUUUUAUUCUUAUUGCUAAUAAUUAAUAAAUUAGUGGGUACGAGGUGUAUACUGGACUAAAAAAAAAUUAAUUUCAUUUAAAAAAAAUAAAAGUUUAAUUAAUAGUAAAUAAACUUGGGUGGGAGAAAAUACUAAAUAGUGUUAAAUGAUAAUUAUAAUUAUUAUUGCUAUUGUACUGUUUAUUAUUUUAUUGCCAUUAAAAAUGAAUUUAUGAUAAUAA